Molecule: messenger RNA, 947 nt
Organism: Bemisia tabaci
Lineage: Eukaryota; Metazoa; Arthropoda; Insecta; Hemiptera; Aleyrodidae
Source: RefSeq, a predicted model, not a curated record
UUCGCUUACAGUUCACUGUCAGCUCGGACUAGAAUACGUCUGCACAUUGUUUUCCACGCUAACAACUUUUCGGAAAUCAUAUUAAUUCGGGAAACUGCAAAUGCGUGCAUCGCCAUUGCAGCGAUUCUAAAUCUCCUCUCCAGUUUUAUUUUAUCAAAGGAGAUAGGGAGCCACAAUACUAUUGCUUGAACUUUUAACAGAAUAUAUUCUUUGCGCAGAGAAGAAAAAUUAGGUUCUACAUAUAUUGAAUAAGAAGUUUAUUGAGGAAGCCAAAUCAAUAUACAGGGAAUACUUGUUGGAAGGAAUUUCUUUGGCAGCUCUUUUGGAGGAUGAAAAUGGAGAAAAGGGCGCGAUGAUUAGCUGCAACGUAUUAUUUACAGUAAGAAAGGGCCAGGAAAAAUCAAAGAUUGACACGUAUUCUAGACCAAGACAAAUUAUUUAUGAAACUUGUGCAGCUGUUCGAGCGGUCGCUGACGAUGUUUUUACUAAAUACGAAUGCUCAUCAUUCAUCAACUGUAAAGGUCUGACUGUGGCACCUGAGUACGAAAGCCAAGGGAUCGGCACCGAAAUGCUUCGUACACGUGAAGAGCUUUGUAAAUUGAUCAACGUUCCAGUCAGCGCCACGAUUUUUACCGGUCAGAUGUCGCAGCGAAUGGCCGCUAGAGUGGGCUACUAACUCUUAUCCGAACUUGAUCUCACCACGUUCCGCAUCGAUGGCCAGAUUGCGAUACCUGACCCUGAUUGGCCGGUCAUUAAGUGGAUGGCAAUUAGAUACCUGUAAAGGUCUGUGUAUCAUAGACAUAUUUUAACAAUACCAUGAAUUAUUACAGAACGAGUCAAUUAAGAAAUACAUAAUGAUGCUGAGACAGAUGUCCCCUCCGAUGACGUCGACACUUUAUUCACACCAUGAUUUGCUUAUGAUCAGGUGGUGAUUGUAUGAGACCAAG